Molecule: messenger RNA, 3954 nt
Organism: Petromyzon marinus (sea lamprey)
Lineage: Eukaryota; Metazoa; Chordata; Hyperoartia; Petromyzontiformes; Petromyzontidae
Product: collectin-12-like
Cellular component (GO): extracellular matrix
Source: RefSeq, a predicted model, not a curated record
UCUCUUCCAUCCGCCACCACCCCCCCCCCCCAUUUCCACUCUCUCCUUCACAUCUCUCCAUCUCCCUCCUCUCUCCCCAUCCCCAAACAACCUUUCCUGUGGCUCUACUCCCUCGCCCGCAAAAAUGCGAGUUGGGGGUUGGGUUUGAGUCUGUAGCCCCCCUCCUCCUCCUCCUCCUCAUCUCCCCCUAUUCCCUGCCCCCUGGCUCUCCCACCACUCAUUUCCCCCCCUUCUUGCCACAGCUCGGCCGAGAAGGAGGACGGAGCAGACGGCGCACUCGGCGAAUGUUGCUCCACACACACACAGAUAAAUAGUUGCUGUGAUUCCAGGGACGGGUCCCUGGCAACGAAAACCCGAUCUCCCGGAGGUCCUCAUCGAGAAGUUCCUGAUCGAGAAGUUUCCGGCUCUGGGGGAAGGUUCGACUAAACGACAAAAGCACAACAAGAUCCGGCCACAUAGCAAGGUCCGUGUCAAAGAGAGUGUCUAUGCAGAUCUAAGAGAAAGUCUUUAUUGAGAAGAAGGUCCGACUCAAACAGAAGGCCCUGCUGAAGAGGACUGGCCCCAGUGCAAGGUCUGGGUCUUGGACAAGGUGCUGUGAAGAAUUUCGGUUCGGCUGCAAGGCGAAGUUCCAGCUACAGAAGGCCCAUCCCACCAAGACGAAUAUCUUCAUUUCAAAGAAGGUGCGGCUCCAGACACUCUUGAUCCAGAAAGAGGUCCUGAUUGGGAGGCUCCUAAUCGACUCUAGGGGAAGGUCCGACUCAACAAGCUCCAGCUACGGAAGGUCCAUCCAUCCCCACUAAGAAGGUCCCCUUAUCCAGCAGAAGGCCCACUUCCAGGUGGGAGUGGAGGUCUGGACCCGAGUGGCGGUGGAUAUCGAGUGACGGUGCGGAGCCUCUAUCAUGAUGAGGGACGGAGACGCGGGCGACGAGGAGGAGGCCUCAUCCUUCGGGUACAAGCGUUUUGGGAUCCAGGAAGCGCGCGGAUGCUGUGGCCGGCACCACGACCCCUGGGUGCUGAAGAGCGCCGUGGUGCUGCUGUACAUGGUGUGCGCUGCCCUGGCCGUCACGCUCGCCGCGCUCGGCUCCAUUGCCAUGACCAAGAUGGACCUGCUGGAGAGAGACAUCCUCUCAGUGCAAACAAACUACACGGCCAAACUGUCCAGCGUGGAGUCCAGCCUGAGAGACGCAGACGAGCAGUCCACCUGGCGCAACCGCUCCACCUCGUCAGCGCUGGCGUCCCUGCGCCUCGAGAUGCGGGAGCUGCAGAGUGACGCGCGGCGGGCGCUGGCGGCCACCGAGGCGCAGGCCCACGCCCUGGCGCUCGCCGACUCCUCCCAGCGCUCGAGCGCCGCGGCCCUGGGCGCCGCCCGCUCCGACGCCGACUCGGCGCGCUCGCUGCUGCUGCUGCUCAACCGCACGCUGGAGGAGCGGCGCUCGGGCGACGCCGCCCUGCGCGCCGCCGUCGGCGCCCUCGAGGGCUCGGCGGCCCGCGCCGCCGCGGCGCACGCCGCCCACGACGCCGAGCUGCGGCGCCUCGACGCCGAGCUGCGGCGCCAGGCGUCGCUGACCGCGGCGGCGCAGGCGGCGGCGGCCCGCCUCGGCCGGGACGCGGACGGCGCGCGGGGCCGGCUGCGCAACCUCAGCCGCCUGCUGGAGCGCGGCGCCGCCGGCGAGGGCGAGCUGCGGGGCGCCGUCGCGGGCCUCCGGGCCGCGUCGGCGCAGGCGGCGCUGCUGCUGCGGCGCUCGGAGGAGGCGACGGGCGACGCGAGGGCCCGGGCGGCGGAGCUGGGCGGGGAGCUCGCCAACGUCAGCGCGGGGUGCGCCGCGCGCGACGACGCGCUGCUCGGGCUGGCCGAGCGGCUGCGGCGCGCGGAGGCGCUGGCGGCGUCCAGGCAGGAGGCGCUGGACGGGCGGGUGGACGCCCGCGAGGCCGAGCUGGGCGCCGUCCGCGGCGCCGUCAACGGCACGGAUCGGCACCUGCGUGGCGUCGCCGCGUACCUGGGGCAGGUGCGGGAGGCGUGCGGCGGGCGCUCCGAGCCGCGGGCGGAGGAGCUGGCGCUGGUGAACGAGACGCUGGCGAGGCUUCGCGACGACGCGGCGGCGCUGCUAGCGGCGCACGAAGACCUGCGGCGCCGCCUCGACGUGGAGGUGGCGAACCUCACGGUGGUGACGGAGGAGCUGCGCCUGGUGGACGCCUACCACGACCGACUCUACCGCAACCUCACGCUGCUGCAGGGUCCCGCGGGCCCCAAGGGGGAUGCAGGCAUCAGGGGCCCACCGGGAAGCCCGGGCAUCAAAGGUGACAAGGGCGACCCAGGCAAGGACGGGCUGGUGGGCCUGCCGGGCGAGCCCGGCAGGCCUGGCAACCAAGGCCCGCCGGGGGAGAAGGGGAAGCAGGGCCCCAAGGGGGCUCCAGGCCUUACGGGCUCCAAGGGCAGCCUGGCCCGACAGGGCCCGCCCGGAAGCCCCGGGAUCAAGGGGGACCCCGGGGAACAGGGUCCGCCGGGCCCCGUGGGGGACGAGGGUCCGGUGGGGCCACCGGGGCCGGCUGGGCCCGUGGGGGUGUCGGGGCCUCCCGGCCCAGUGGGGCCGCCAGGGAACUUUGGGCUGCCAGGCGAAAGGGGCCUCACCGGGUUGCCGGGGACCCCGGGGCCGCCCGGUGAACCGGGGCCUGUGGGGCCGCCAGGCGGCAGCAGGGCAGGGCCCUCGUAGGAGCUCCACAGGGGCCUCCGGACGUGUCUGCCAGGUAGCGAGGUUCACAAAUUACUAGCGCAGGGGACACGGGCUCAGCGGAUCAGGCAGUUGGGAGACAGCCAUUGUUCCCUGACCUAUACAUGCACAGCAACAAUUAGGUAUGCACAUGUGAAGUGUGACAGGUACAUGCAUGUAUGGAGAUAGAGGUCCAUACAUGUGCUGAUACAUGCAGGUAAUACACAUGCCGAGUGACAGGUACAUAUACACACACACACACACGUGUGUGUGUGUGUAUAUGUCUAUCCCCCGCACCUCUGAUGAGCACGGCUGCCUACGUACGGCGCGAAAGAAGCUCAACGUGCAUCGCGCAUGAUGCAGGUCCCGCAGGUAAUGCUCCGACUACGACCCACGAUCGGACGCGUACGGUAGGUCGCCAUGUAGCGUGCGGUACACGGUGAGAAACAACAGAGGUGCUCGCAAAGUGACAUGCACCGGUCCACACACGAGUCGCCAGUUGUGGGCGCGCGCGUAAUGAAGACAGGCAGGGUAGCUGCUGCGCACAUUUCACGCGAGGGAGAGUCACUCGAUUCCCGCUGGAACCCUUCCCCAUACAUUUGUCAGCAGCUACGAAAACAAAGACAGGGAUCGCCCCACCCGCGUGGCCUGAACAGACCGUCGGGGCAAGUGCUGUGAGCGAGUAGCGCCUAUGAAGGCCGGCACGGCACGUAGAGGGAGUUGGUGACCAGUAAGGCGCUCGGCCGCCUUUGUCUCCCCCAGCGUGGCGAUGUGUUUACUACGCACCGCACCGGGUACUCGUUUGAGGCCGAGUCGACCUAGAAGGGGGGGGGGGUGCCCAGGAGCGGUUUAGAUAAUCGUCAUUGCCGAUGGCCGUGAACGGGAAUCGAACUCCGGUGGCCGGGUAAGGAGCGCUCCCCACUGCACUGCCGCUCCCCUUAAUACCAACACCACUACCCCGCCAUUCGCCACUAAGUGACGAUGACUUCACCAAGGUGUCUGUGCCAGGGCACGUGCACUUUGAGACCACGUGAUGUACAUAUACACACACACGUCGCUUUAUAUAGGUACGGAGGGAUAUACAGGCACGCACGUUGGCUAUCUGGCACUUUUGGACACGUUUGUGGUACAGAUUAUAUUUGCAGCCGACACGGCAGAGGUGGCUGUCCGCCACCAGAAAGGGGCCGUCCAUAAAUGACGUCACGCGCCUAGGGGGGGGGGGGUCAGACAUUUGUGACGAUGUGUG